AUUCUGAAUGUGUGUGGUUUCUUGGUCGAUUUGGGAAAAAGCUCGAGGGCAGGCAAUAGAAGACAGCUCUCUCGUCUCCAUCGACUCAUUUUAAGCUUCUCCAGCGACGGCAACAUGGUCGGGAGCAGCGCCAUGGCCGGGUGGGUCGCCGGCACUGGGAGCGGGAGCGGGAUCGUGAAGCAGUACAGCCUCGGGGGGAAGAGUUCUGGUGUACGGGACGUCGCUGAUCACGCGGCGGUCGUCGAGGCUGUACCUCGUCUUCGUGGUCGGCCCCGACGACAACGCCCCCUCUUCGUCGAAUUAUCUGCUGCCGGAGCAUCGGGACAAGGACUCCGUCUCAGUGAACUACACCGCCGCGGCAAAGUAUCGCUGCUUCAUGGUACGUGGGCAGGUGUGGUGAGCUCGGACGACGGCGGCGGCGGAGACGGCGAGGGAGGCGACCCGGGGGUGCUGAUGCCGGUGGGCGUCGCGGUGGUGCGUUUCUUCAAGGACUGGGAUCCGCUGUGGUUCUACUCCCACGCGUCGAUACAAGGGCUCGGGUUUGGGCUGGGCGUCGCCGGGGCUUAUCUAGAAUUAGGAUCGUCGUCGUCAAUUUGGAGGAUGAUAUAUCAUGCAUGCCACAAAAACUCGAGGCCAGUCACAUGCGUUAACUUUGCCUUUCUUCUUCCCGACGCUGACAGCACUGACUUGGAAUCUAAGAACUUGAUGGUGGUUGAGGUUAUGAGGUCUGCGACUACCUGCGUGCAGGUGAUGGCGGCCGUGCUCGCUUGCCCUGACAAGGCGUCCAGGGCGGCGAAGUACUGGAACUGGUUUCACCGCUACGUGGGGCCUCGCUUACGGCGUUGGGGCGAUCAUCGCUGUGACUUCGGAGACCAGAAGGUGCAUUGCGAGGUACGAGUGAGCGAGAGCAGAAGUUAACGAGGCAGUGCUUUUGUUUGGUUGCCAGUGGCUUGCAGCUUUUGCAGUACAAAACUGGCACAAGUUUGAUGGCAGCAAAAGAUGUAGUGGCAUCAGAUUUAAAACCGGAGCAGGAGCUUGAGCUCUCUCUGUUCUCUAUCCAAGUGGAUUUCAAUCGAGAUAACAAUACCUACC
Musa acuminata AAA Group (dessert banana) is the source of this 1092-nucleotide messenger RNA. RefSeq names its product cytochrome b561 and DOMON domain-containing protein At3g07570-like. The annotation marks the transcript as partial. The record is from RefSeq and is a predicted model, not a curated record. Lineage: Eukaryota; Viridiplantae; Streptophyta; Magnoliopsida; Zingiberales; Musaceae. The transcript has 4 exons.